Miniopterus natalensis is the source of this 1005-nucleotide messenger RNA. The record is from RefSeq and is a predicted model, not a curated record. NCBI's taxonomy places the organism in Eukaryota, Metazoa, Chordata, Mammalia, Chiroptera, Miniopteridae.
AUGCUCAGCCAAGAACCAUAUAUGAAGAACGACCCCACCAGAGGAUCAGAGCUGAGAAUCAUCCUGCUGGGCAAAACAGGGACAGGCAAAAGUGCCACAGGGAACAGCAUCCUGGGGAAGCGAGCAUUUGCGUCCCAGCUGUGCGCCCAGACCUUCACUAAGACCUGCAGUGAAAGUCGGGGGAGCUGGGGCGAGAGAGAUAUGGUCAUUAUUGACACGCCAGAUAUGUUUUCCGGGACGGACCACUCUGGUCCCCUGUACACAGAGGUGCAGAAGUGCUACCUGCUCUCGGCCCCAGGGCCCCAUGUGCUACUCCUGGUGAUGCAGCUGGGCCGGUUCACCACCGAGGACCAGCAGGCUGCACAGAGGGUCAAGGAGAUCUUUGGAGAGGAUGCCAUGAGACACACCAUUGUCCUCUUCACCCACAAAGAAGACCUCGAUGGAGACUCCUUGAUGGAGUACAUCCGCGACUCCGCAAAUAAAGCCCUGGGCAAGCUGGUGGCAGCGUGUGGGGGGCGAGCCUGUGGCUUUAAUAACCAAGCAAAAGGGAGUGAUCGGGAUGACCAAAUGAAGGAGCUAAUGGACUUGAUUGAGGGCCUGGUGAUGGAGAGAAGGGGUGAGCACUAUACCAAUGAACUGUACAGCCUAGUGAGUGGGUCAGCUUGUGGGCCUGAGCAGUCAGAGGAAAGGUCAAAGGAUUUCAAAGGGAGUCUUAUAAAGUACAUGGAAAUUCAGAGACAGCGCACAACCAUGGCCAAAGAAAAUUGCCUAAAAAGAGGUCUAAUCAAAAUAUUACUAUGUAUUCUCAUUUGUAUUCAGUUGUUUGUCAAAUUGCUAUUUCUGUUAUUUUAUGUAUUGUUCAGAAUAUGCCAUUUUUUUUACUGCUUACUCUAUAGUAUAUGCAAUUUGUUCUGUAGCUUAUGGUUACUUCUCUUCAGAAAAUUAAUGAUAAUUCCUGGGAAGACCAUUGGUGUGGAAGGCAAGACUCCUAGACGACAGUUAUAG